AUGUCGGGGCUGUGUUGCCUGCUGUACACGCUGCCGUCGGGGACGCUGAGCCGCAUCCCCCGCGGGGCCCUCAUGUCUUGUCGGUGCCACAUCGCCGACCGCGCCCAGUGCGCCCCAGAGGACGAGGCCCGGCAGAUAGAAUGCCGAAACUACAUCGGCGACGACUACGACGGUGAGAUCUGGCAGCGCGAAAACGUGCGACGCGUGCAAACCUGGGCGGCGCUAGACAUCCUUGACCCUUACACCAUUCCCAACUACAACCCCAACGGCCGGCGAAAACGAUCUUUCAGCGACAUCGCGCUAUGUAAUCGCGCGUCGGUGAGCGGCGUGGACGAUAUCAGCAACGGCGAACUGAACAACGCAACCCCGGACACCAUCAUGCAAUGCCUUGGUGCCCUAGGGUCUCGAUACAUGGACGACUCCAAAGCCUCGAUCCUGGCGUACAAAGUACGAGAAUCACUGAGGCUACGUUCCUGGUCGAACCUCACGAAUGACCUCAUGCGUGACAUGAACUACAUCAUGAAAGGCAUUCCGGCCCACGGAAUUCGUGAUCUCCCGUUUCUCACCCCUCCUGUCUUCUUUUACGACACUGUAUCCGUCCUGGGCAACGAAAAGAUGAAAUUCUACGACGAGCAGCUCCGAGCGUAUGCAGAGAGGGUGCUCACGACAUGGCGGCCACUUAACAGCAUGGCGGACAAUCAGCUCGCCAUGUUCAACCGCCUCUUGUGUGCCACCAACGCCUCCCUUAUCAACGAGCUUAGUGCAGAGCGAGUUGGAAACGCGUUAACCUUCCUUGGGGUCACUUUGGAAGGGUGCAGUAGAGAGAAUGUGUUGGCGCCUCUUGCUGUAAAAGCUCUCAUUUACUACCCACGCCCGAUUUCCAAGGCCCGGGUAAUGUAG
Molecule: messenger RNA, 900 nt
Organism: Hyalella azteca
Lineage: Eukaryota; Metazoa; Arthropoda; Malacostraca; Amphipoda; Hyalellidae
Exons: 6
Coding region: 1-900 (299 amino acids)
Source: RefSeq, a predicted model, not a curated record